AGUACAGGGAUGUAUUUGUGUUUCGCUAACGCUACAGUGUUAAAGAAAGAAUAAAUGUACAUAGUCGCUAGCUCCGAAAUAACGAGGCAGACAUUGUUUGUGAUAUAUUGGCGGAAACGAUGGAGGGAAUUUAAAUAAGUUGAAACUGACGGAGAUACCUCCACAAGAUGGCGGUAAUGAAUCAGUAAGUCCACCAGCAAAGAAGAAGGACCGCAGUGCGCAUGCGUGUAGUGCUACUUGGUGAAAUAUGACCACAUAGUUCAGUUUCUCCUUAUUUUUAAAGCAUGGCUCUUGUUCCCUAUGUCGAAAACCCGUUACCUGCGCUUUCCAAACUCCACAACUCAACAGCACAGUUCCGGUUUGCCAACCAUGACCUCCGUCUCGCUCAGGACUGGAGGAAGCUCGGGGUAGCAGCAGUUGUGUGGGAUGCGGCAGUUGUCAUGUGUAUGUACCUGGAGAUGGGGAAGGUGACGUUAAAGGGGAAGGCAGCCAUUGAACUGGGAGCUGGGACUGGACUGGUGGGCAUUGUGGCAGCUCUGCUGGGUGCCAAAGUGACCAUCACUGACAGAGCGCCUGCCCUGGACUUCCUCUCCGCCAACGUAAAGGCAAACCUGCCCCCGGACUCCCAGGGAUCAGUGGUUGUGUCCGAGCUGACCUGGGGCGUUGGACUUGACCGUUACCCAGCUGAGGGAUUUGAUCUGGUGCUGGGAGCAGACAUUGUUUACCUGGAGAACACCUUUGUGUCGCUGCUGCAGACUCUGGAGCACCUGUGCUCAGACACCACUGUGGUGUUACUGGCCUGUAAGAUCCGCUACAACCGAGACACAGACUUUUUGAGCAUGAUGAAGCAGCGUUUUGUCGUCGAAGAGGUCUACUAUGACAAACAAAGGGACAUCCAUGUAUAUAAAUCCUGGAAACUGCCACCUAAGAACGAUCUAUGACAACUGAGUGUCCUAACGGGCUAUUUUUCUAUCACUGACUGCCUCCAUCUUUGUAAUAAUUAACAUCUUUUUGCAUAAGAAUCAAAUAAAAUGUCAAAGAUUACCAGAAACACAUUUAUUAACAGCUGCCAAAAAUGUAAUAUUUGAAUAGCUCUAACAUAAUGCACUGUAUUAUACAAGUUGGUGCUGACGUUUAGAAAUUGUGAAUACAAAAUUAAUGAAAAGCAACAUAAAAAAAAGCAGACUAUGUCAUAACUAUACAUAACACCUAAAAUAAUACAACAUGGCAUUCCAUUAAUAUGAAAACAUCCAUUUUUGUUCACGGUGAAGUCUUUUUGAUUUGGUCGCACGUGUCUGAUAGGUGCAAUCGAGAUGGUGAGAUUUGACGCUCCUCACAAUUAAUAACCUCUCAAGUGCAUGAUGAUGCCUUGAUUAUUAAUACAAAAUGAAAGGGACACUGUUAAAUCUUAGAGGCACCUCGCAACAGCUUUAUCUGUCGGUGGUGCGUGAGAUUUUUCUGUUAAAUUGUGAGAUACAGUAGGAUUGUUGUAUGCAGAGAAAGUGCACAUGCCACUUUGUAAUCCUGUAACCAGAACUUGAACUGCUCAAAUUGUACAUAAUUUAAACUAAAAUGUGGUGACGUAACGUGUUCAAAGACCAUCUAUAAGCAAUUUCUGAUUCCAGUGCGCGGCCGUGUGUCUCCAGAUUUGUUAAGAAAUGUGGCGGCAAAUGUUUCUUUCAAUACAAAACAAGUAAGGCUCAUUAUUUUUGUUGAUUAAGGAAUUUAAAAAAACAAGGAUUGAAAAAUCCAUGAUGCAAAAACAUGAGUGGAAAUCAAAACUGAUGCGCCAGCUGCAUUUGAUUUGUGUUCAAUCUCAUUUUCAGGUGAGCAGCAGGAGCAAAACCCCAGUUGAAAUCUGUCCAAACUAGUCCGCACCUUUUAAUUGUCUGGAUAUUUGUUUGAACAUUGUAAGAAACCAAAAACAAUGAGCCUUGGUAAUAUAAUCAGGAACAUGCAUCCGACAGCAACGAAACACUUAAGGAGUUCUGUAAAUGUUCCACGUGAGAGAUUCCGACUCUUCGUCAUGUAUCUUUAAAGCUGCGUUUAACAUGAAAACCAUUGUACAAUCCAACAUAAUGCUUUGCUUUUUUUGUUCAUGUCGUAUCAAGGCAAAGUAAAGUAAAAAAAAAAAAAAAAAAAAAAAA
Epinephelus moara (kelp grouper) is the source of this 2147-nucleotide messenger RNA. It is a transcript of the gene mettl21a, whose product is annotated as methyltransferase 21A, HSPA lysine. The transcript has 3 exons. The record is from RefSeq and is a predicted model, not a curated record. Lineage: Eukaryota; Metazoa; Chordata; Actinopteri; Perciformes; Serranidae. Gene Ontology annotation, molecular function: protein-lysine N-methyltransferase activity. The coding region runs from base 285 to 941 and encodes 218 amino acids. Gene Ontology annotation, biological process: peptidyl-lysine methylation. Gene Ontology annotation, cellular component: cytoplasm; cytosol.